Pogonomyrmex barbatus (red harvester ant) is the source of this 440-nucleotide messenger RNA. RefSeq lists its product as uncharacterized. The record is from RefSeq and is a predicted model, not a curated record. NCBI's taxonomy places the organism in Eukaryota, Metazoa, Arthropoda, Insecta, Hymenoptera, Formicidae.
UACAAAUUAAAAUGCGACUGACCAGGAUUAUAACUAAUAAAAUGUGCAAUCGCCGUAAUGUUUCCUUUAAAAAUUUUUACAAUAAUUAUAUCGACAAGAUCGUUAUUAUAUCUCUCGAUUAUUUCAUUAUUAUCGUUACUUCCUUCCUUACUGGAGAAUGUCAUGAGUUCACAACUACUCUGAUUAUCGCAGGUCGUAUUCAGACGUAUUUUGACAUCGUAUUGCCAAUCGGUAACCAAUGGACCCGAAAUAAAAGGCUAACUGUGCAUCCUUCCGAAUCAUCGCGUUUGUCCGUAGGCGCAUCAGCUGAACAAGCAUUGUGUGGAUAAUGAGAGCGAUAGGAUCAACUUCACAAACAUCUCGGAUGCCGAAAAAAUAACUGACCAAAUGCGAUAAGUUUGAUAUAAUACAAUAUACAUGUAUGAAGAAUAUAAAAUGAU